CCCUGUAUUGCUUACCAAUUGCCACCCUUUUAUACUUCACUAACUAAUGCCACUGUUCAUUCAUGUUCUUCACUAUAUUAUUUCUCAUCUUUUAUGUACCAAGGUGUUGAUCCCCUGCUUGGAAAUGCAUAAGGAAGCUGAGGAUGACUAUGCCCACCUUUCUAGCUUACUUCAAGAGUUCACCAGUAUUCCCAACAUUGACAAGGCAUGGCUUUUUAGCUCUCCAGGGUUGCACUUGCAAGGAAUGUUUGCAGUUUCCCAAUCAGAUCUUUUAACAAACACGAGGAGGACAUCCAUCAUGUCCUGUAACAUUCUAAAAGAAAGGAACAGUUCUGUGAAUUUUCUGUGGGCUCCGUUUCCAAUAGAGAUGUCUGGCGUGUCCGUGAUUGUUCCAUCACCAUCUGGCUCAAAGCUCUUAGUGAUUCGAAAUCCAGAGAAUGAAGCUGCUUGUUGUUUUCAGAUUUGGAGCUCUUCUCGAAUGGAGAAGGAGUUCCACAUUCCUCAAUCACUGCAUGGCUCAGUAUACAAUGAUGGAUGGUUUGAGGGUGUCUCGUGGAACAUGAAUGAAACAUGCGUAGCAUACGUAGCAGAAGGGCCCUCUCCUGCAAAGCUCACAUUUAAUGGUUUGGGGGGCUACAAGAUAGAUGGCUGUGCAGAUAAGGAUUCAGGUUAUUGGAAAUGUCAAGGGGACUGGGAGGAGGACUGGGGAGAAACAUAUGCUGGAAAGAGACAGCCUGCACUAUUUGUUAUCGACAUCAACAGUGGUGAGGUGCAAGAAGUCAAAGGAAUUGACAAAUCCUUGAGUAUUGGCCAAGUUGUAUGGGCUCCAUUUACUGAAGGCUCAGAACAAUACCUUGUUUUCGUUGGGUGGUCAUCUAAGCCAAGAAAACUUGGCAUUAAGUAUUGCUCUAACAGACCUUGCGGAUUAUAUGCUGUUAGACUUAGAGCACUGCAUCAUGAUUCAAAAUCUAAUGAACCAGUGCUCCAGUCAACUGAAGAAUUUCAUGUGCUGAACCUUACUCAAACUAUAAGCAGUGCAUUCUUUCCACGGUUCAGUCCAGAUGGAAAAUUUCUUGUGUUUUUAUCUGCAAGAAGUGCUGUGGACUCUGGAGUGCAUAAUGCUACAAAUUCACUUCACAGAAUUGAUUGGCUAACUAAUGGAAAACCUUUCCAAUCUUCCAAAAUUGACGACAUCAUUCCUGUUGUGAUGUGCGCUGAAGACGGUUGCUUCCCUGGGCUUUAUUGUACCACUAUUCAUAGUAAUCCUUGGUUAUCUGACAACUGCACAAUGAUUAUAUCAUCCAUCUGGCACAGCAGUGAAGUUCUGCUCUCAGUGAAUUUGCUGAGUGGGGAGAUAGUACAUAUCAGCCCUGUAGAUCCAAUUUUCUCGUGGAAUCUUCUUACGCUGGAUGGGAACAAUAUUGUUGCCAUUUCCAGCAGUCCGGUUGAUUUUGCUCAAUUAAGGUAUGGAAAGGCCAUUAAGAAGGAGACAAACAAUACUACAUGGAGUUGGUCAAAUAUAUCCAGUCCCAUAUUCAGAUGCUCUGACAAGGUUAGAUCUUUGCUGUCCUCUCUCCAGUCUUGUAUACUGAGGAUCUCAGUUAAGGAUGCUCAUGUUGGUCAAACAAAAGGUGCUACAAAACCUUUUGAAGCUAUAUUUGUGUCUUCUAAAACCAAUACCAAGAUUGAAUUUGAUCCGUUAAUUGUGAUCCUUCAUGGAGGGCCCCAAGACGUCUCUUUGUCAUACUUUUCUAAGUAUUUGGCUUUUCUAUCUACAGUUGGAUACAGCUUGCUGAUUGUAAAUUACAGAGGUUCAUUGGGAUUUGGUGAGGAAGCAUUGCAAUCUCUUCCAGGGAAUGUUGGGUCUCAGGAUGUCAAUGAUGUUCUCUCUGCCAUAGAUCAUGUCAUCAACUUGGGUCUUGCCAGCCCAUCUAAGAUUACAGUAAUGGGCAUUUCACAUGGUGGUUUUCUGACAACUCAGUUGAUUGGCCAGGCACCAGACAAGUUUGUAGCAGCGGCUGCAAUCAAUCCUGUUUGUAACCUUGCACUGAUGAUUGGAACAACAGAUAUCCCUGAUUGGUGCUAUGUAGAAGCUUGUGGAACCACUGCCAGAAAUUGCUUUACUGAACCACCUUCCGCAGAUGAUUUGACUCUCCUUUAUAACAAGUCUCCCAUUUCACACGUCUCAAAGGUAAAAGCACCAACACUAUUCCUAUUAGGUGCCCAAGAUGUUCGUGUUCCAAUGUAUGAUGGGUUGCAAUAUGCUCGGGCUUUGAAGGAGAAAGGUGUAGAUGUCAAGAUCAUUAUGUUUCAAAAUGAUGUUCAUGCACUGAAAAGGCCACAAUCUGACUUGGAAUCUUUCCUUAACAUUGGGGUGUGGUUCAACAAGUACUGCAUAUACGGGGCAAGCGAAUCACGAGAUUUCCUGAAGACCUAAACGCUCAAGUAAUGGACAGAGCCAUGAAGGAUUAAAAGAGCCACCAACUGUUUGUGAUAAUAAAAAUGAGGACAAGCCUGUUUGUCACCCUCUGCUAGAAAUGUGUUGGAAAUAAUGGUGUCGAUAUAUUUUAUUUAUUUUUCCUAUUCCCCUUAAUUUUCACUAGCAUACUAGGGGACUAUGAGAUAUGUGGAUAUAUUU
This is a messenger RNA of Vigna umbellata (rice bean), 2638 nucleotides long. The record is from RefSeq and is a predicted model, not a curated record. NCBI's taxonomy places the organism in Eukaryota, Viridiplantae, Streptophyta, Magnoliopsida, Fabales, Fabaceae.